AUGCAUGUCAAGACAGGAUUAUUAUUGAUUGCCUCGGUAAUUGCUGCUACGGCUUCACGAGGAUGGUGUGGCGAGGUGCCAGCCCAGCGAUCAUACAUGUAUGUGGGAGGUCAAUAUAUUCAGAACAGUGCUGGCGAACAUGUCUUCGCGGAUCAGAUGUACGUGGAAAAGUUGACCCCAGCUGCGGGUGUGACCAAGCCUCAUCCAAUUGUCUUCAUCCAUGGACAAGCUCAAACAGGCACAAAUUGGCUCAACAAGCCUGAUGGAGGGGAAGGCUGGGCCUCUUACUUUCUCUCUCAAGGAUAUGCAUGCUAUAUCAUCGACCAGACCUUCCGCGGCCGCAGUGCCUGGUUCCCUGGUAAUGGGACGUUGAGCACGUAUAGCGCCGAGCUGUUGCAGCAACGCUUCACCGCGCCGCAGCUAUACAACCUCUGGCCUCAGGCGUCCCUACACACCCAAUGGAAUGGAACAGGCGUCAUGGGCGACCCGAUCUUCGACACUUACUAUUCCUCGACGGUCGAGUUUCUCGGUUCAGCAACCUACCAGCAGUCGACCGUUCAGGCCGCCGGCGCCGCCCUGCUCGACACCAUCGGAUCUCCAGUCAUCCUUCUCUCUCACUCCCAGGGCGGAUUGAUGCCCUGGCUCAUUGCGGAUGUGCGCCCGAAGCUCGUCCACUCUAUCGUCUCGAUCGAACCCACCGGCCCUCCUUUCCAGGAGGCCGUGUUCAGCAAUACUUCCGCGCGCACCUACGGGCUCACCGAUAUCCCCCUAACCUACUUUCCCGCCGUGACCAAUCCUCUCGCGGACCUCGUGCAGCAGGUAAUUCCUUCCAACUCAUCACUGCACUCCGACUGCAUAAUCCAGGCCGAUUCCCCCGCACCGAGACAGCUCGUCAAUCUCGCCCAUGUGCCCGUCCUGGUCCUGACAACCGAAUCAUCCUACCAUGCGCCGUACGACUGGUGCACAGUCCAGUUCUUGCAACAAGCAGGUGUGCCGACCCAGCACCUCCAGCUGGCGGAUAUCGGCAUCCAUGGGAAUGGGCAUAUGGUGUUCAUGGAGAAGAAUAGCUUACAAGUUGCGGCUGUUUUGCAGAAGUGGAUGGAGCGAACAUGA
Molecule: messenger RNA, 1113 nt
Organism: Penicillium daleae
Lineage: Eukaryota; Fungi; Ascomycota; Eurotiomycetes; Eurotiales; Aspergillaceae
Product: alpha/beta hydrolase
Exons: 2
Coding region: 1-1113 (370 amino acids)
Source: RefSeq, a predicted model, not a curated record